Messenger RNA from Drosophila guanche, 5087 nucleotides. RefSeq names its product retinal-specific phospholipid-transporting ATPase ABCA4. Lineage: Eukaryota; Metazoa; Arthropoda; Insecta; Diptera; Drosophilidae. Gene Ontology annotation, cellular component: membrane; intracellular membrane-bounded organelle. Gene Ontology annotation, biological process: transmembrane transport; lipid transport. The transcript is spliced from 8 exons. The record is from RefSeq and is a predicted model, not a curated record. Gene Ontology annotation, molecular function: ATP binding; ATP hydrolysis activity; ABC-type transporter activity. Bases 20 to 4987 code for a protein of 1655 amino acids.
AACAUAGAAAAUAAUAAAUAUGGCAAAUGAAAAGGAAGAGCCAGUGGUCUUGUCCUGGCAAAAGAAGUUUUUAUUGAUAUUGUGGAAAAAUCUAUGUGUGCUCCUGGGACGUAAAUGCCAAUUCGCUUGCUUGGUAAUAGUAUCUAUUUUUAGUGCGCUGGCACCCCUCCUUUUGGGCUUCGCGAGUAACCUUGCUUCAAGCAUCAGAGAAGAAGAUUCCCCCUUCAUCCCCCAUAAUUCAAGUGAAAUUAUCGUCUGUUACUCGCCCCAGAAUAAAAUUCUUGAGACGUUUCUUAGUGGGGUGACCCUACUUGACUAUCCAACCUAUUUUCGGGAUUUUGCCGAUGGCAAGGCCUUGGAGGAAGCGCUUACAAAAAAUAUUUCGUACGAGGGUGCUUUUGGUAUAGAGUUUCCCGACGAGUGGUCCGACAUAACCGAGUUGCCGCACAGAUUCCGGUUUGCUCUGCGGUUUUCCGUUGACAAAGAAGAUUCUUUUUUUUUGAACAUUUUGAUUUCGCAAUUCCGAACACAAACGCAUUAUCGGAGAACUGGGUUUUUACUUCUUCAGACGCAAAUCAGCCAACGGUAUCUGCAGGUGAAGAAUGGGACCCAAACUGUUUUCCGGACGCAAUUCAAAGAACUAUAUGAAGAGAUUAAUUUGUCACUAGAUGAUAUGUUUGUUAUAUUUUUAAUAUGUGUUUUUUUAUGCCCGUUCACCAUGGAUGUCAAGGAUAUUGUCCAGGAAAAAGAGCUCCAGCUGAAGGAAAUGCUGAACAUCUUCGACGUAAGCAACUACCUCCAAUGGCUGGCCUGGUAUGUCAAGUCCAUGAUAGUUUUAUUCAUGGUUUCGUUGAUUAUUACGAUUCUUUGGACGGCGAUAAAUAUGCCUGCCUUUAGGGGGGGAAACCCGUUUGCCGAUAUGGCCGUUCUCCCUCACACCGACUGGUCGGUCUUUCUCUUCUAUCUGCUUGUGUGCAGCCACUGUUUGAUCUGCUUUGGCUUCCUGGUCAGCUCCUUCUGCGCCCGCAGCGGUUGGUGUGCCAUCAUUGCCGUUCUCCUGUUCCUGGCCAGCUCUUUGCCCAAUUUUGUCAUAGACAAAGACAGUACUGGCACAGUGGUGAACAUCCUGUGCAGCAUUUUUGUUGUGUCAGCCAUGAACAUGGUCAUGGAUCGCAUUGUCAUAUGGGAGAAGGAACGUCUGGGCCUCCAGUGGAGCAAUCUCUUCAAGACGUCCUGGCUCCAUGAUAGCAUUAGCGUGGGUGCGAUAUUAAUGAUCAUGCUACUGAUCAGCCUGAUCUCAAUCCUCAUCUGCCUGUACAUGGAGCAGGUGAGGCCAGGGGAGUUUGGCACUCCACAGCCUUGGUACUUCCCGUGCACCAAGCGCUUCUGGUGUCCGGCCAAGUACAUGCGCGGAGUACUAUCCCCUCCCGGGCUGUUUCCUGUCCGACCCAGCGACGAGGAGCGACCUUUGGAUAGGUCUUCGCCACCAAAGCACUCCAAGUUCGUGGAUGCCAACGCCAGAGGCAAGACCUCUGGAGUACAAAUCAAGAAUCUCAGCAAAAGCUUUGGCAAGCGACAGGUGGUCGCCGGUCUGACAUUCGAUUUGUUUGAGAACGAGAUCAUGGUGCUCCUGGGCCACAAUGGAGCUGGCAAGACCACGACCAUACAAAUGUUGACGGGGACCAUUCAACCCAGCUCCGGCACUGCGAUCAUAAAUGGCUACGACAUACAAACCGAUCGCCUCCAGGCCCGUCGAUCCCUCAGCAUUUGUCCGCAGAAAAACAUCUUCUUUGAUGGCUUAAGUGUGGCAAGCCAUCUUCAAUUUUACAGCCGCCUCAGAGGCCUUAAGGCGGCAGCGGUCAAACAGGAGGUGGACAAAUACAUACAGAAGCUUGGCCUAAAGGCGAAGGCCAGGAGCUCGGCCAAAAGCCUCUCUGGUGGCACCCAGCGACGGCUAGCCCUGGCCUGUGCCCUGUGCGGCAACGUGAAGGUUCUGUUCUGCGACGAGCCCAGCUCGGGCCUGGACCCCAACUCGCGGCAUGAGCUCUGGAAGCUGUUGCUGGAUGAGAAGCAGGGCCGCACCAUUCUGCUCACCACACACCAAAUGGACGAGGGCGAGGUAUUGGCUGACCGCAUUGCCAUCGUAAGCGAUGGCCGGCUCCGUUGCCUGGGCACAUUGGCGUUCCUCAAGAAGCAAAACGAAACCAGCUAUCUGCUCACCUGCGAGAAGGGCCCCAACUGCAAUGUGUCCAGGUUGACCCAACUUAUAGCCUCCCACGUGCCCAACACGCGUCCUCAUAGUAACAUUGGAUCUGACGUGUCCUAUAGACUGCCGCAUCGCGUCAUGGGAUCCCUUGGGUCACUUUUCAACGACUUGGAGCAGCAGAAGGAGCAGCUGGAUGUGGUGGGAUUUGGUCUUAGCUCCACCAGUCUGGCGGACAUAUUUAUGUCGCACGGUGCGGAAGAUCUAGGGGGUAGUGGGGGUCGAACCAGCGGCGGCGGAUCGAAUGAGCAGAGCCAGAGACAAAACCAGGAGCAGAACCGCUAUCAAAACUUUUGCUUGCGCUACCUGGGCCAGUGGGAGGCCAUGCUGCUGAAGAAGAUGCUCUACAUCUACGAUAAGAAGUGGAUAUUUCUGGCCUUGCUGCUGCUGCCCAUAGUAAUCGCCAUUAUAGUCCUGAUUCGAGAGCCAUCGGAGGGCUCGAUGCUGAAGAGGCUGCCGAUAACAUUGGCCGACUAUAAAAGCGAUGACGUCAAGAUAAUAUUGCAAUCCACAUCGAACACGGGCCCUGCGCGGGAUAUGGCCAAUGCAUACCAAGAGUUGGUCCAGCAAUACGGCUCCGUUGAGAGAACAAGUCAGAACAUAGAAGAAUACAUAGGGAAGGGUCAAGAAACUCCCGAACGGAUAUACGAAAUGAAGCGCAGUCUUAUAGCAGCAGCUACCUUCGACCAAGAGACAAUCGCCUGGGUUAGAAUGCGUGUCUUUCUUCAUAGUGCUCCCCUUUCGCUCAACCUUGUAUUCAACGCCAUGGCCAAAACGAUGGUAGGCCCCAACGCGAGUAUAGAGGUAACCAAUGCCCCGUAUCAAGGGAAGAAUUCACAGCGUGAACGUAUGAUGUCUUUAAUAAUGGCCAUUUGUGUUAUGCUAUAUUUGGCCAUUGUCUUGGGGAUGUUCGGUAUGUUAGUAGCGCAGGAGAAGGUGACGCAAACGCGGAUGCAGCAACAAGUAUCCGGAGUGAACAUGGCCACCUAUUGGCUGUCCCAUUAUCUCACGGACUUGGCUUUAUACUUUGUGCUUUCGCUGGCACUGUUACUGGCGGUGCACGAGCUAUGCCAUCCCUUGGAAAUGCUUUUGAUUCUCAUGGUCAUUGGAGUGGCGGUUCUGCCACUUACCUAUAUGAUGGUAGGCCUUUUCAAGGACUCCGGCACGGCGGUGGUCAUAAUGAUUAACUUGAACAUUGUAUGCGGUGUUUUUUUGGGCUUCCUUUUAGCGUUGACCUUUCCAAUGAUUCCCAUAGGUGCUAAAAAAGAGUUUAUGGCCAUAUGUUACCUCUAUCCUGUGAUUACUGGCUAUUUCGCUGUUGCAAACUGCUUUGCAAGGUUUCAAAAGGGCCAGUCUGCUGACUUAAGAGAAAAUUAUAAGAUGUACUGUACUCCCGGAUUCACCCUUCAGAUAGACUUUUGCUCUUCCCUUAACCUUCUGGAUUGGGUGGAGGUGAGGUAUCUGCUGAUUUGUGGUUUUAUCUACAUGUUGAUACUGAUAUUUGCCGAGUACAUAACCAUGUUGUGGUAUGGCAUAAAACAAAUUUUAUGUCGUUGUUGCCGGCCAAAUGUAAAAAGCAACGAUGGAGAUGUGGCAGCUGUGGCCGAAAGGAUAAAGGAAAUGUCGGGCGAGGAUCGCAACAAGCACGCUUUGGUCCUGAACCGAGUCUCGAAAAGGUACUUACUCAUGUCUGCCGUAAGGGGAAUAUCAUUUGCUGUCAAACCUGGCGUGUGCUUUGGCCUGCUGGGCGCCAAUGGGGCAGGCAAAACGACUACCUUUAAGAUGAUUGUGGGCGACAUUGGCAUGACGACUGGGAGUAUUCACGUGCGUGGCUGCAGCCUUAUGGUGCGUCCCACGGCAGCGCGGAAGCAGAUCGGCUACUGCCCCCAGCACGACACGCUCUUCGACUUCUGCACUGGCCGUCAAACACUUAGGAUCUUCCUUCUGCUACGUGGCACACGCCGGGAACUCCUCAAGAAAGCCAUUGAAAAGUUGGCCUCCGACUUUGGCUUUUUUGUACAUUUGGACCACAAGGUCAAGGACUACAGCGGCGGCACCAAGAGGAAGUUAAACGCAGCGGUGGCCAGCGAGGGCUUAUCGCUCAUUUGUCUGGACGAGCCCAGCUCUGGAGUCGAUCCGGCGUCCCGGCGUCAUGUGUGGAACGUCCUCUCCUCACUGCGGGACGAGGGUAAGGCGGUGAUGCUGUCCUCUCAUAGCAUGGAGGAGGUGGAGGCCCUAUGCACGCAACUGGCUAUUAUGGCGGACGGGCAAAUACAUUGCCUGGGGUCGCAGCAGCGCAUCAAGAAUAAGUUUGCCCAGUGCCUGGUGCUCAAGUUACACGUGGAGACGAGUCCGGAAAGCAUGGUGCACACUGUACAGAAGGUAAAGAGUCAAAUGGAAGCGGACUAUCCCACGUCAUCGCUUGAGGAAGAGUUUGGUGGCAGGCUCACUUACCACAUACCCACGGACAAGCUGCGAUGGUCUAGGGUUUUCUCGUACAUUGAGAGGAAUCGCAGCCCCUGGAAGCUGGCAGACUACUCUCUGACACAGCCGUCGCUGGAAGAUGUACUGCUGGACAUUGCCAAGAAGAAAAAGAAUGAAAAGAAUCAACAAACUAAUCCACCAAAGACUCAAAGCAGGCCAGAGCAGAAACGUGCCACAAAAAACGAGUCUCCGAAACCUGAUAAAGACAAAGGCCGAUCCACUAGAGGAAACAAAGAUUAAGCCUGUACAAAUGUAAAGUGAUUCCUGGUCCAACUUCUAAGCUAAAUUAAAAGUAGUUGUAUGUUUAAAUUUGUUUACAAGUAAAGCACAAUAAUUAGUA